AUGUCCACACUAAACCAACAACGCAAAGUGGUUGAGCAGUUGCGCCUGGAAGCCGGAAUCCAUCGACGUCCGGUAUCCGAAUGCAUCCGCGAUAUGAUAGGAUUUAUCGAGCAGUACCGAGACAAAGACUGUCUGGUGAACGGUUUCGCCUCCAAAAAGGACAAUCCAUUCCAGGAGAAGGGAGGGUGCCAACUGCUCUAA
Messenger RNA from Rodentolepis nana, 201 nucleotides. Lineage: Eukaryota; Metazoa; Platyhelminthes; Cestoda; Cyclophyllidea; Hymenolepididae. The record is from the annotation of a GenBank genome assembly.